Molecule: messenger RNA, 2498 nt
Organism: Trichomycterus rosablanca
Lineage: Eukaryota; Metazoa; Chordata; Actinopteri; Siluriformes; Trichomycteridae
Gene: stra6l
Product: STRA6-like
Exons: 18
Coding region: 178-2046 (622 amino acids)
Biological process (GO): vitamin A import into cell
Cellular component (GO): plasma membrane
Molecular function (GO): retinol transmembrane transporter activity; signaling receptor activity
Source: RefSeq, a predicted model, not a curated record
AGGAGCAAAAGCUAGACCACUAGCCUACAUGGAUACCAUUUCACAGAAAUAAAUGUUCUAAUAAUGAAUGUGUGAAUCUUUAAGGAGUAAAGUAUGAAUCUGUUAAUUGUUCAUUGUUAGUAACUUGUAACUUUAUUCUCGUUUUUUUUGUUUUGAAGAGGUUUCACCAGAGGAACCAUGGAGAAGGACAGAUGUCUCUCUAUGGAUUUGUUCCUGCAUGUAUCUCUGGUUCCCUCGGUGUUGAUUGUGGCAGCGCUCUCCUUUCUGCAGCACAGAAAGAGGAGCCAGCCAUUUGAGGAGAGAUUUCCUUACCUACGAGGUCGAUUCGGCAUUGUGGUGCCGUUGGAUUUUAUUGACAGUAUGAGUAAUCGAUGGUCGUACGGGUUUGCGUUUGGUGCUGUUACUCCCAGUGUACUGCAGCUUUUCUCUGAAUCCUACACCCCAGUUCCAGUACCAAACUGGGCUAAAGCUUUCGUGUAUCUGGCCGGGGCACUGGAAGUGGGCAUGGCCUACCUGCCGUUCUUUCUAUGUCUGUCUACUACACACCAAUCACUUGGGGGAGUUUUGGGCCUGCUGUACACACAUGGCUGGUUGAUCGUGAGAUUAUGGGACAUUAUUACGUGCCCUGGAGGUCCGGUUCUAGGGCAUUAUGAGAAGGUUAUACUGCAGUGGCCUUGUGUGCUAAGUUUAUGUUUUCUAGUUGGACGAUUCUUCACAAUGCUGUUCAAGAACAUCCGAAUUCGUCUACAGUCACAAAAUGAACAGGUACAAGAGGAAAGGCUUAUCCAAUCUAAUCAAUACAAAUAUGUUCAGACGCUACUGAUAUGCAGUCCUCAACGGUCAGUACAGAAGAACUGGUUCAGACAGAGAGUGUAUGACUGGGAUCCUUAUUUUAAAUUUCCCAACAGAAUGAUAGGAACCUCCAUUAUCUCUCUCAUCGGCCUCUACAUGAUGACCCUGGCAGACUUCAGUGUAAGUGGACAUGUGUUCCAGAAUCUCGUAUCAGUGAUCGAAUCUCUGGAGGAAUUAAAUAACAACACCAAAAAUCUGUCCUCUGCUCUACUGUCAAUUACUCAAGAGUUCAGCCAUGUAGCCUGGAAGUCAUGGGUUUUCACAACACCGUUUGCUUUCCUGACCUCGGUUACCUACACAUUUCAUGUGUUAGCAUGUUACAGGAAGCACAUUAAGCGGUUGUGGGCGGGGCAGAAGAACUUCUUGCCAGAGAAGUACCACAAACCAACAUCUGCUGUUAGCGUGGCGGCUAUUACUCGGUAUUCAGGCUGGCAGAUUGCCUUUACACUCUGGGGUUAUCUGAUUGUGCACUUUGUACAGUUCAUAUUUGCACUGCUUUUUGUGUAUCUGAUUGUGCUGCCCAUUCAGAAGGGAGGAUUCCUGCACUGGUUCACAAGCUUUCUCAUCUUACUGCUGACUAUCUUUAUUGUGAUCGCUCUGGUGGUGCUGCAAAUUCUUCUGGUCCAGAUAUGCUUCCUGCAGGACAAACUUGAACCUGAGGAUAAAGAUAAGCCAUUAGCGCUCAACAACAGGAAGGCCUUCCACAACUUUAACUAUUUUUUCUUCUUCUAUAAUGUCAUCAUGGGGCUGAGCAACUGCAUCUUAAGGCUGCUCAACAGUUGCAUUGUGGGUACUUGGCUUGUAUCACGCAUCGACCGGACCAUCAUGCAGCGAGGCUAUGAGUCUUUGGAUCCAGGCUAUCGGACAUGGGUGGGUAUGAUAAUGGCAGAUAAUCAUCACAGCAACCCAGUGCUGAUUUGUUUCUGUCACCUGCUGCUUAAACAAACUUUGGAGCGACAAAGGACAUCAAAUUCUUACUCACAGUUUGACAAUGCAGAUUUGCAUCAAGGUGGCAAGAAUCGUACUCGCUGGCUUCUUUUCUAUACUCUGCUUAAAAACCCAAAACUCAUCCUACUAAGGAAGAGACACCAAAAUGACAUUCUUCAUAGCAACCAGGACCCACUGGAGAUUGCCCGGGUUAUGACAUCACAAAUCAAGUAUACAGAUUCACUAGUCAACAUGAUGAGUGUUUAGAACUUUUGAAAACAAUAGGUCACUAAACUACAAAAAAUAGAGAUAAAACUGAAAAAAAGAAUCAUUAAUGACACAUUUUGAAGAGAAUUCCUGUAAGAUUCAUUCUAAAAUGUGAAAAGUUGUGGCAGAGAAUUUUAAAGGAAGGUGGUUUAAGGCUAGACAAUGUAUCAUAAGAAAGAGUAGCUGGAAAAAUGUCAACAUAUCAAUAGUUAUUACAGUACUAGCUUAUCAGCUAACAAUUGUUUCAUGCAGUUAAAUUGGCCCUAUCUGUUUGAUAAAGAGAGAUCAGCUGCAGUCAAGCAUGAUCACUAAUGAUAAAUUAUGGUGCUAAGUCACAACAUGUAAUUACAUUAUAAAACUUUCUACACUAUCAAAUUAUUCAUCAAAUUUGCUGUACGGUACAUAUAUAUCUUCAGCCAGCAAGAAAACUUACAAUAAACUUAUGAAAGAAA